Propithecus coquereli (Coquerel's sifaka) is the source of this 1071-nucleotide messenger RNA. RefSeq names its product aspartate dehydrogenase domain containing (gene ASPDH). Gene Ontology annotation, biological process: NAD+ biosynthetic process. Lineage: Eukaryota; Metazoa; Chordata; Mammalia; Primates; Indriidae. Gene Ontology annotation, molecular function: L-aspartate dehydrogenase [NAD(P)+] activity; NADP binding. The record is from RefSeq and is a predicted model, not a curated record. The coding region runs from base 65 to 1051 and encodes 328 amino acids. The transcript is spliced from 7 exons.
UCGUGCAGGGGACAUCGAGCAGCCAAAGGAGCUCGGGCCACAGCCACCAACCAGACUCAGGGGCAUGGCCCUCGAAAGGGUCCCACGAAGGGUGGGGGUGGUAGGCUACGGCCGCCUUGGACAGUCCCUCGUCUCGCACCUGGUAGCUCAGGGACCGAAACUGGGCCUAGAACUUGUUUUUGUCUGGAAUCGGGACCCAGGACGAAUGGCAGGGAGCGUGCCCCCCUCCCUACAGCUCCACAACCUUGCUGCCCUUGGAGAAAGGCACCCUGAUCUUGUGGUGGAAGUGGCCCAUCCCAAAAUAAUCCAUGAAUUUGGGGCACAAAUCCUGCACCAUGCCAAUCUCCUGGUGGGGUCCCCCUCAGCCCUAGCAGACCAGACCACAGAGCAGCAGCUCCUGGAGGCCUCGCACCACUGGGACCACGCCGUGUUUGUGGCCCGAGGGGCCCUGUGGGGCACUGAGGACAUCGCCAGGUUGGACGCAGCCGGGGGCCUCCAGAGCCUUCGUGUCACCAUGGCCACACACCCCGAUGGCUUCCGGCUGGAGGGACCCCUGGCUGCAGCCCACAGCACCGGGCCUCGCACUGUGCUCUAUGAAGGCCCUGUCCGUGGGCUCUGUCCCUUUGCCCCCCGGAACUCCAACACCAUGGCAGCCGCUGCCCUGGCUGCCCCCAGCCUAGGCUUCGACCGCGUGAUUGGGGUGCUUGUGGCCGAUCUCAGCCUCACAGACAUGCACGUGGUGGAUGUGGAGCUGAGAGGACCCCCAGGCCCCACAGGCCGAAGCUUUGCUGUGCACACCCACAGAGAGAACCCUGCCGAGCCAGGCGCUGUCACAGGGCUGCUGCCAGCUCCCCUCCAGGCCCGGGAUCCAUCUCUGCUGAGAAGCCUCCUGCCCGAGACGACGUCCUCAUCCGAUUUACCUUCCCACCACCACAGUCCCACUCCUGCCCUGGCCUCACUUUCCCGGGAUCUCCCUCCUGUCUCAGUAAAGAUCACAGAUUCUUCGCCCUGCAUGGCCUGGCAUCUCUGGUCCCUUGUUUCCCUCCUGUGACGUCACGCCGAGUCCGCACA